UCGGUUACUCUCAUUUUCAUCCCUGCUGUUUAGAUACCUUAACUUAUACAUAAAUAAAUAAAUCAUCAAAGUGAAUAGUAAUAUGAAAAAAUAGAAAAAUUUUAAAAUAAAAGCAAAGCUUUUAUUACGGUGUAAAACUACUUGAAUAUACAUAAUUUUCUCCAGAUUUAUGCCAACAAAAACUCAUGAGCUAAUGUCAAUAAAUUGUUUUUAAUUCCAUUUAAUCAAAAGGAGUACUUUUAUGAACAUUUUAAGAAGAAAUGGCGAGCUUAAUACUAAUAGCUUGCCUAGCUAUACUGGGCCUAAUUAUCGCUAUAGCCCUAUUUUUAGCCGGCGGAUACCUAUGGUGGAGGCAUAAAAGAUCCCAGUUACAGUUUAUAGAACCAAAUGAAGAUGAGGAAUCCAGUAGUUAUAGCUUGAGGGCAACACAAGAUAUUGUGGACUCUAACAAUCCUCCUAGCAAGCCGCCAAUCCCGAUCGUACAAACAACAACUCCACUUCAAAAUAACAUUAAUCGAAAAUUGAACGGCUUUUUAAAUCUUAGAACACCUCUCAUUGGGGGCAGCUCAAUAACAACACCAGCAAAAGCAUUAAACACAAGCACAGGACCAGCUACAAAUGACGGUACAUCAAAAGAUUCUGCUAAUAAAAGUAUCUCUAUGACCGAUAUGUACCUUGAUAGCACAGACCCAAGUGAGAAUGUUGGACAAAUACAUUUUUCGUUGGAAUAUGAUUUUCAAAAUACAACCUUAAUAUUGAAGGUCUUGCAAGGAAAAGAACUUCCAGCAAAAGAUUUAAGUGGUACCUCAGAUCCAUACGCACGAGUGACAUUGCUCCCAGACAAAAAGCAUCGUUUGGAAACAAAAAUUAAACGAAGAACACUGAAUCCUCGAUGGAAUGAAACUUUCUACUUUGAGGGCUUUCCAAUACAAAAGCUUCAAAGUCGUGUACUUCAUUUACAUGUCUUCGAUUAUGAUCGUUUUUCGAGGGACGAUUCAAUUGGGGAGGUAUUUUUACCACUCUGCCAGGUUGACUUCGCGGGAAAACAGUCAUUUUGGAAAGCCUUGAAACCACCAGCUAAGGAUAAAUGUGGUGAACUAUUGUCCUCACUGUGUUAUCAUCCAUCAAAUUCUAUAUUAACAUUGACAUUGAUAAAAGCAAGAAACCUAAAGGCCAAGGACAUUAACGGAAAAUCAGAUCCAUACGUAAAGGUGUGGCUACAAUUUGGAGAUAAGCGUGUAGAAAAGAGAAAAACGCCUAUAUUUACAUGUACGUUAAAUCCAGUUUUUAAUGAAUCAUUUAGUUUUAAUGUUCCAUGGGAGAAAAUACGAGAAUGUUCUCUAGAUGUUAUGGUUAUGGAUUUUGAUAACAUUGGACGAAACGAACUGAUCGGCAGAAUAUUAUUAGCUGGUAAAAAUGGUUCAGGAGCUUCGGAAACAAAACAUUGGCAGGAUAUGAUCUCAAAGCCUAAACAAACCAUUGUUCAGUGGCAUCGUUUAAAACCAGAAUAAUUAUAUUAAGAAUUGCAAAAUUGUAUGCAACAUUAUAAGAAAAUUUCUCUUACAUACAAUACAUAGUAAACCUGCCUAUUUUUCAGUCCAAGUUUUUUCUGUGUUUCUACGAUUUUUUUGUAUGCGAACGUUAAGUAUGAUAUGCCUAAUGGAUCUUGGCUACAUUAUAGGCAGAUGUGAAAAUGAUGUAAAGUGAUGACAGUGAAGCGCAAACAUUUAUAAAAAUACGUUUAGCAUAACUUAAACUAGCUGCACUAUGAUUAAGAUGACACGCAUUCGCGCAAACGUUAAAAAAGUAAUAUUGUAAUUUAUGGUUGCGAAAUAUGAUGUAAUGUAUCUGACGUGGUUAUCAUUUUUAUUGCUUCAUUAUAAAAAAUUGAAGUUGAGCUGAAGGCAUUUGAAUAGCUUGAAACACAACUAGUAACAGCAUUAAAUUUCAAAGUUUUGUAAUGGUACUUACAGUUAAUUGUAACAAGUCUUAACUAAAUAAAUAAAAUACAAAAAAAAUAUUGUUCGCACUGGUAAAAGCCAAAUUAAUACAAAUUGUAUUUAAAUUUCAAUGGGCAUUCAUUAAUUUAAUAAUACAAAAAAAAAAGUUUUAAUGAAAAAUAUUUGAGAGGUGUAAUGCUUACAUAUAAGGACACCAUAUAAAUUAGUUUAAAUUAAAUAUUUAACGAAGACCUUAUAUAAAACUAAAGAAAACAAAAAAUUUUUUCGUAUCUAACGAUGGAAUGAAAUAUAUUAAUCGCGGGAGUAUAUAUGUAUAUAAUAGAAGUGUUGAAAAUUGUUAUUAAAUAAUAGAUUCUAAUAUUAAUUCGUAAAACGAUGUUGUUACAAAUUACUUACAUAAAUGCGAAAUGUUGUUUCUAUUACAAAAAAGCAGCUAUAUGUUUGAAGUCAAGUUAAAAUAUAAAUAUAUACAAUUAUACGUAGCCUAAACAAAUGAAAAUAACUAUUUAAAAGGAUAGGAACAUAGGUUAUAAACAAAUAAAUAUUUUUAUUAGAGACGACAAUUAGAGAUAAAAUAUUGAAAUAAAAAACAUAAUUAGUAACUGUAAAGAAAUUAGCCAACCAUUGCCGGAAAAAGCGUCUAGAGAGAUCAAGUGCAAAUAUAAACACAAUUUAACAAAGGAAAACAAAUUAAAUAAAAAAAAUAAUUGAAGCUAAGAGUUAAACAAAAAAUUGAUUUGAAAUUGAUAGAGAAACUGAGUUUAAAAAACGAAAAAUCGAAAAUUCAACCCACCUUGAAAUUACAUAUUUGUUAUAUACCUGUUAAAAUAUAUUAAAAAUCAAUUUAUGAUAAUUAAAUAGCUGCAAAUAAAUCAUUUUU
This is a messenger RNA of Drosophila nasuta, 2841 nucleotides long. It is a transcript of the gene Syt7, whose product is annotated as Synaptotagmin 7. Bases 261 to 1511 code for a protein of 416 amino acids. The transcript has 9 exons. Gene Ontology annotation, biological process: vesicle fusion; calcium ion-regulated exocytosis of neurotransmitter. NCBI's taxonomy places the organism in Eukaryota, Metazoa, Arthropoda, Insecta, Diptera, Drosophilidae. Gene Ontology annotation, cellular component: plasma membrane; synapse; exocytic vesicle. The record is from RefSeq and is a predicted model, not a curated record. Gene Ontology annotation, molecular function: SNARE binding; phosphatidylserine binding; clathrin binding.